AAUAUUCAGAUAUCUAAUACUAUAUAGUAUAUUCUGUGGUAGGGUGAUUGUUAUAUUCUGUGGAGAUGGUAUCUUUAUUGAUAUAUCGUAAGCACUGUUCUAUGAUCAGUAUGAUCGUAUAGAAUUUAUAGUAGAAGUAGAUAAGUAGAAUACUGGAGAUCACUGAUUUACUGAUUUACUCUACAAUCAACAUCAUCAUCUCUGUCGUCUCUAGAUUCUGAUUUUAUUGUUAGUUAUUGAGGAAUUCAACAUAUUCAAAAUAUUUUAUUUUGAUAUUUAAAUCAAUUGGCAUUAUUGGCAAUCGUUUGUUGUUUUGAGGAAUUAUAUUAAGACGGAUAUUAUGUGAAAAAAUUGUCGACAAUGGAUGACGACACAAUUAAUACAUUUUCCAGUCAAUCUGUAUAUUAUGAUCAUGAUGGCAGUGAGAAGACCCCACUUUAUGCUAAAAAUAGUAAUGAAAAAGCUCUACUUAAAUUAAUCRUAGGUUUUUGUAUGGUAUUUUGCAUUGGAUUAUUAUUUAUGUUAUUAAUUCAUAUUCAUUAUGGAUCAAAUCAGUUAGUACCUCAUGGAAAUGUAGCAAGUGAUAAUGAUCAAUGCUCUCAAUAUGGAAUUAAUGUGCUCAAAAUGGGUGGUAAUGCAGUUGAUGCAGCAAUUACUGCGGCAUUAUGCAACUCAGUAGCACUCCUUCAUCUUUCAGGAUUAGGAGGAAAUGGUGUCAUAGUGGUAUAUGAUCAUCGAACUGGUAUAGGAAAUACAAUUGAUUUUAGAGCUACACAUAGUUCACACAAUACUAUUGGAGUACCAGGUUUUUUAGUAGGAUUGUUUCAUGCUCAUGUAAAAUAUGGAAUUCUUCCUUGGAAAACACUAGUUGAACCUUCCAUAAACUUAGCAAAGAAAGGCAUAACUGUUACAAAAAGUUUACUUGAAGCAAUUAAUCAGAAUACCACUAAGCUAGUUGAAGACGAUAACCUUAAACAUUGGUUAUCCACAGUAUCAAAUAGUUCUCUUGGUCAAAUGGUUAAAUCGCCUAAUGGUUUGAUAGAAACUCUCACCUCAAUAUCUUUACAUGGACCAAUUGAAUUUUAUAAAGAAAUGUCAAGAGAAUUGAAGUCUAUUUUAAAUCCAGAUGAUGUAAUUAGUUACCAACCGCUUAUUUUACCUGUAUUAAAACAAAACUUUAUGAACUAUUGCAUUAUAACUUCCAAUAAAGGUACUGGAGGACCAAUUUUACUGGAAGUAUUAAAUAAAAUGAAUAGUACUAAAAAAUAUCUUGAAGAUCUUUCAUUAUUGAAUAGCUUUAAAAGUUUAGGAGUCAAUUGGAAUCAAAAUUCUGGAUUACAAGUUUCAGCUACAGAUACUUUUGAUAUUUAUGUAACUAUUAUAAGUGGUCUUGGUUCUGUUUUUGGAUCCCGUAUUUUAACUAACUCUGGUUAUAUAUUGAACAAUGCUUUGGAUUUAAAUCUUAAGGAUCGUAUAAUAAACCAAACGGAACGAGUAACAUCAUUGAAUUUACCAGUUAUUGCUGUAGAAACAGGAAAUAUAUGUGGGAGAAGAUUAAUCUCAGGUGCUGCUGAUGUACGUGAUGGUGCCCAAUUACUUUUAUCAAUGCUAAAAACAGACCCACAAAAUAUAUUAAGUGUUAAUAAUAUUCCUCGGUUUCAUAUAGAAAAUAAUGAUGUUGAAAUUGAAUAUCCAAAUAAUAUAACUAAUCAAUUUUCAGAAGUACUGCUAAAUUUUGGAUUUAAUUUAUCUGAAGCAACUUUACCUUAUCCUACUUCUAAUAUAAUACAAAAAGAGGGAGACAGAUCUGUUGCGUUCUCAGAUUCUCGUGGAUCUGGAAAAUCUUAUACUUUAUAGCAUAUAAAAAUUAUUUUUCUAAGUAAAUGUUCAACAUUAUGUAUAUUUUUUUAAACAAUUGAUUGUAAUUUUU
Molecule: messenger RNA, 1930 nt
Organism: Diuraphis noxia (Russian wheat aphid)
Lineage: Eukaryota; Metazoa; Arthropoda; Insecta; Hemiptera; Aphididae
Product: glutathione hydrolase 7-like
Biological process (GO): glutathione catabolic process
Cellular component (GO): plasma membrane
Molecular function (GO): glutathione gamma-glutamate hydrolase
Source: RefSeq, a predicted model, not a curated record